Sesamum indicum (sesame) is the source of this 1481-nucleotide messenger RNA. Its product is annotated as fructose-bisphosphate aldolase 1, chloroplastic. Gene Ontology annotation, molecular function: fructose-bisphosphate aldolase activity. The record is from RefSeq and is a predicted model, not a curated record. Gene Ontology annotation, biological process: glycolytic process. Lineage: Eukaryota; Viridiplantae; Streptophyta; Magnoliopsida; Lamiales; Pedaliaceae.
GGGUGCGUGAGUGAAAGUGUGUGGCAAAGAGAGUAAGAGGGGGAUAAGAUUUUGUGCUAAGACACUCAAAACUUAACUGGAAAAGCACAAUGGCCUCAGCAUCACUCCUCAAGUCAUCUCCUGUUCUUGACAAGUCUGAGUUUGUUAAGGGCCAAACCCUUCUCCGGCAGCCCUCCGCCGCUGCCGUCCGCAGCCACCCCAAUGCUGCCCCAUCUUCUCUCACUGUCCGUGCCUCCUACGCUGAUGAGCUCGUCAAGACCGCGAAAACCAUUGCAUCACCAGGGCGGGGAAUCCUUGCGAUGGAUGAAUCAAAUGCGACCUGCGGGAAGCGUCUGGCGUCCAUUGGGCUGGAAAACACAGAGGCUAACCGCCAAGCCUACCGCACCCUCCUUGUGACCGCCCCCGGCCUUGGUCAGUACAUCUCUGGCGCCAUCCUCUUUGAGGAGACUCUCUACCAAUCCACCACCGAUGGCAAGAAGAUGGUGGAUGUCCUUGUCGAGCAGAAGAUUGUCCCUGGCAUCAAAGUCGACAAGGGUUUGGUUCCCUUAGCUGGUUCAAAUGAUGAGUCCUGGUGUCAAGGUCUUGACGGCCUUGCUUCCCGCUCUGCUGCUUACUACCAACAGGGUGCCCGUUUUGCCAAAUGGCGUACCGUUGUCAGCAUUCCCAAUGGUCCUUCUGCAUUGGCCGUGAAGGAGGCUGCCUGGGGCCUGGCUCGCUAUGCUGCCAUUUCUCAGGACAAUGGAUUGGUCCCGAUUGUGGAGCCAGAGAUCCUGUUAGAUGGUGAUCAUGGCAUUGACAGGACUUUUGAGGUUGCUCAAAAAGUUUGGGCUGAAGUGUUCUUCUACUUGGCUGAGAACAAUGUGAUGUUCGAAGGUAUUCUCCUCAAGCCCAGCAUGGUGACUCCUGGUGCCGAAAGCAAGGACAAGGCCACACCUGAGCAGGUUGCUGACUACACCCUCAAGCUCCUCCAAAGGAGAAUUCCCCCAGCUGUCCCUGGAAUCAUGUUCUUGUCUGGUGGGCAAUCCGAGGUUGAAGCUACCUUGAACUUGAACGCCAUGAACCAAGCUCCCAACCCAUGGCACGUUUCAUUCUCGUACGCCAGGGCUCUCCAGAACACAUGCCUGAAGACAUGGGGCGGGCUUCCAGAGAAUGUGAAGGCUGCCCAGGAGACUUUGCUUGUCCGAGCCAAGGCCAACUCUCUGGCUCAGCUUGGAAAAUACACAGCUGAGGGAGAAUCCGAGGAAGCCAAGAAGGGAAUGUUCGUCAAGGGCUACAGCUACUAGGCUUAUUACAUUGUACUACCAAAGGAAAAACAGUUUAUAGAUGGAGCAGAAGUGUGAUAAGCUUUUGUACGCUUAUAGCAAUUGAGACUGUUUUCGUUGAUUACAUGUGCUUUUCUUAACCUCUUAAUAAGCCUAAUGCUGAUGAGAAAUAGUUAGUGUGUUUGUAUCAGAACAGCAUGGUAUAUAAAUUUUUCCAUA